Molecule: messenger RNA, 672 nt
Organism: Ambispora gerdemannii
Lineage: Eukaryota; Fungi; Glomeromycota; Glomeromycetes; Archaeosporales; Ambisporaceae
Source: the annotation of a GenBank genome assembly
AUGGUCAAAAUCGGUUACUUUCAUAAAAAAAAAUUAAAAAAAUUAUGGUCAUUUGGACGAACUAAGCCUGGAAAAACUCACGUUAAUCAACAAGUAAAUACAUUCGAUCUCUUUAACGAUGACACACAAAGUAUCACAGUUAAUAACGAUAAUAACACACUAAUUCAACCCACAUCACGCAACGUCACAAAACUUAAUUUACUUUCACCGUCAGAUGCUGACUACCAAACAAUCAACACCAAAUUCAUGUCGCAUAUUCCAGCGGCAACUGUGAGGGCAAUCUUUUAUCUCGAAAUGCCCGAAUACAUUGUUGAGCGGCACGAAUUGAUGAAGAAAACGAUUCCAGUUCCACGGCAAACAUUUCACGGGACUAAACACUACUGUGAUCCUAAUCGUUAUAUCACUAGCAAAGGAGAAGCGAAACCUUGUGACAAUGUUAACUGCGGAUUGUGUGGAAUUAUCAAAGCCGGAAAUCGUAUUGAUAUGUCGAGUAGUGGUAUUUGGUCGGCCUUACACGCCACCACAUCCUUAGCCUACACACUUCCCACACCAAUGCGAGUAAUGUUCGUACUUGACAUUCUCUCAGAUCUCCCAGAUAAUACGCUUACUCCAUAUGUUACUCAAGAUGCGGCUGCCAUACCGCGGUUCUUGAUAUUGUUUCAAUAUGCGUGA